This is a messenger RNA of Drosophila ananassae, 3237 nucleotides long. RefSeq lists its product as uncharacterized. Lineage: Eukaryota; Metazoa; Arthropoda; Insecta; Diptera; Drosophilidae. Bases 252 to 3101 code for a protein of 949 amino acids. The transcript is spliced from 3 exons. The record is from RefSeq and is a predicted model, not a curated record.
CUGUAGAGAUCAGAGCUAUGUAAAGCUUUUCCAUUAAAAAAGUAAAAAGCAAAAGCAAAUUGUUUGGUUUAACUUAAAAAUUUUCAAUUUAAUCGUGCGUUCUCCGUGUUGGGUCUGCAGUUAUCGAUAGUGCGAUUUUUAUCGGCCAAAUCCCACCCCUAGAUAAGCUCUAGCGAAUUCAAGUUCUUUUUAGUUCGAACGGCGCUAAAGGAUAUCUGAAUCGAAGACAGUAAAAAUCACAGGCAGUCAGGAUGGUAGUUGAGAAGCUGCAUCCCCUGGACAAUUGCCAGCUGUUUGUCGAUGUGAAGGCACAGCUGAAGAGUUAUUCCGAGAACGUAAAGAACCUACGUUCCAUAAUGUAUUUCAGCGGAAACGAGAAUCAUAUCAUGGAAGUUUGCUGCCGAGUGCUAUUGCCCCUGAUUGAACAUGAUCUUAUCGUCCAGCACGCACACCCGACUCUUGGUCUUGACUUGGUCACGGAGUGUGUGGGCCCGGAAGCCAAGAACCACUUCCGCGGGCUGUUCGCCUUCCUCCUGGUCAACUCCGCCACAGAGUUUCCGUCACCGGACGCUAAAUGGGGCCCGCAGUGCGCUCAUCUGCUGAACCAGCUUCCGCUGGUGCCCCAGUUCAUCACCGUAGCCAUAUACCUGCGCUGCGCCAUGUCGGACGCACUCGAGGAGUUCCUUGCCUGCGGCCCCCGCUGGCUCACCCAACAGUACUUCGAGACCGUCAACCAGAUUAUGACGAAGAUCUACAAAGACCGCUCCGACGUCAUUGCUCGUCUCUGGUCCUGUCUGCGCGCCGCCGGCGACGCCAUCGUCUUGCGCAACAUCGCGGAGGCCAACGACGUGCUGAUCCCGUUCAUCUCGAGCAUGCUGCAGCGCCACUUGGUGGUCCAAGAGGGAGAGUUGCGUGUGCUGCACCCGACCUACCGCAAGGCCUACCUGGCAGAGGCCAUGACCCAGAUGAUCGGAAUCGUUCUAAGGGCCCUCGAUGAGAAGGUUGUGGGGCGCCCGAAGCCAUCGUACUUCGCAGUUUACAGCCAGCUGGGCAACGAUCUCUCCGACUCCUAUGAACCGGAUCCGAGGCCGGAUCUGCGCCGCUUUGCCAAUGUCGUGUUGGACGCCCUCCAGCGCGUUCUGUAUUUGGUGACCGUCAACAGCUACAUGGACUGGGUGGAGCUGAAGUCGCCGCGACUGCUGUACAACUACCAGGAGCACGUGUGCAGCCUAUCCAGGCAGUUGCUCGGUGAGCUGGAGAAGCCAGAGAACGCCGAGCUGGCCAGACACUCCAUUUGCGCACAACUCAAGCCUUUUGCCGAGAGCGCCAAGACCCUGGAGCAGCGCCUUACCGAAGUGAGUAUCGGCGAGCUGCUCAAUUAUCUGGAUGGCGAAGGAGAGGCAGAGCCGACAGAGGAGGAAAAGGUGGUCGGACUAACUGAGCUCUUCAGCCGAUCCAUCGCCUUUGGCAACGAUGAGUGCGUGGCCACCAUGCGCGGCCACUUGGAGCUGUUGACCGUGGAGCACGGUCGCAUCAUAAUCGAGUAUCUCGGGCAGGUCGUGCUGGCCAGGCAGGCGGAGAAGAGGGAGCGGUUGGCGCAGAUCAUGAACAGCUCUGACGAGAAACCCUACAUCUUCGAUCUCUCGGAAACUGUUUCGGACGACGACGACGACGACGACGAGGAGGAAUACGACCAGCUCAUCGGCCUUGUUCUGCGCCCGAUCUACAACGCAUGCACCCCGGAGGAGCAGGUCUCGCUGCUCGAGACGCGCGACGAACUGAAUGUCACCCACUUCUUCCACUUCGAGGGCGGCGCCCACCAGGAGAAUCGCAUCCGCUUCUUCAACCAGCUGGAGCUGAGCGGCGCCUUCCCCAUGUCCGAGUUCCUACUGCUGUGCUACGAGCGGCCGGUCGAGACCUGGCUGGAUCUGGCCCGCCUCGCCAUGACCCACAAGCGCUUCGGUUCGCUUUUCUGGCGCAUCGCUCUGCUCUGCCCGCGCCAUGCCGUGCACCACAUGGACAAGUGCGCCAGCAGCCUCAUCCUGGACGAGCGCCUGCUCCAGAAGCCCAACGCCCAGAACUUCUUGCUGACCUUGUACGGUCGCCUGCUGAUCCUCAACGGAUUGAAAACUGAUUCUAACUCCAAAUGCUACGUGAACCUCAACGGCGGCGAGUUCCCGUACGGCAGGGAGAAGCUGAAGCAUUGCAUCAACUCGUACCUGAGCGCCUGUGCCGCAGCCCUCGGCGAGUUCGGAACAGGCCCGGAACCGAACUACGCUAUUCUUGAGUGCAUCUUCGGCGUGCUCAUGCAGAUCCACUUCUUCGAGCGGCGUCUGCGGGAGAUCUGCCGCGAGCAUCUCCGGAUCAUGGAGCUAGACGGUUCUGUGAAUCCCGAGGACCUAGACGAGGCCAGAGACUAUGCCGAGAUGCACGCCAGCAUGUCGGGGUGGCGCCAGUGCCACUGGGGGCUCAUGUCCCAGAUGAUGCGCUGCAUGGACCAGUUGCGCUGGAAUCUCUCAAACUUUGACCCGGAGCGCGUUGGGCUCCUUGGCAUCGCCGUGAAGUAUUGGAAGCUGAACAUGCCCCUGAUGCUGUAUGUCGACGAGGAUUUGCGCAGGAAGGUGACUGAGAUGGCCUUGACCCUCAGCCACUCCGACCUCUAUGUGGCCAAGGAGCUGAAGGUGCAGUCGCCCAACUAUCCGCAGGAGUUCAUAGGCCUGGUGACCCAGGCCUCUGCCCAGGAGGCCACCUCCCUCUUCCGUCGCAGCCUGGAGGACCGCAGGGACCAGGCCAUUUGGUCCGAGCUAAGCAAGCUGGUGGAGCAGGCCGAUUGCGCCCCCGCCUUCGGGGCCUUCAGUUUCCUGUUCCGGCGCUACAUGGUCGCCUUCCGCAAGCACCACCAGCGUCGCCCCAAGGGGAAGCAGUGCCGCGUCGAACGACUGAUGGCCAUCGUGGCCCUGUCCCCACAUCCGAUUCGCGAGGAGACCCGAAAGCUGGCCGAGAAGAUGCUCACCAGCAAGCCAGGACAGCGUGCCAUCGCCGCUGGACGCGUCCAGAAGCCCCUCGCCGCCAAGCGCGCCGUGAAGGCCGCCACUCAUUAAAGAUUUAACGGAAGACUCACUUCUCGCCUCGCAGGCAGAGUAUUUAAUAUUUAUAAGAGAACAUGACGUGUGAUUUUGGUAGCUUUUUGAAGAAUUACCAAGCAAAUAGUCCGAAAUAAACUAUUUCCGAAACCAA